This is a messenger RNA of Cotesia congregata, 435 nucleotides long. NCBI's taxonomy places the organism in Eukaryota, Metazoa, Arthropoda, Insecta, Hymenoptera, Braconidae. The record is from the annotation of a GenBank genome assembly.
AUGACUCCUUUGCCCAUUGGUGUUGGUAGAAAUGAACCUUUUCCAAUAAUCACCAAAGGACGAGCUGCAUUAGCCAGUAGCUCAGCAGCCUCAUCAACAAGACUUGGAUCCGGAAAAGCAAUGGGUGGAUCCGGACAUCUUAAAACUUCAACAAUUUUAUUUUCUUCGACCUGUUCCUUGAGCAAAGUCGCCGGCAAAUCAAGGAACGCGACUCCAGGUCUCCCAUACGUCGACAACCUGACAGCUUUUUCAACAUGCUGUGGAAUAAGUCCCGCUGACGGAGGUCUGGCUGCAUAUUUACAGUACGGUCUGGAAGCUUCUACCUGCGGGUAUUCUUGGAAUCCACCAAUUCCUUCGUGGUCUUCUGGACAUGAUCCUGCUAGAACAAUCAACGGCCUUUUACCCAAGAAAAGUUUAUGUUGUAGAGUUAAUUGA